Molecule: messenger RNA, 1602 nt
Organism: Hydatigera taeniaeformis
Lineage: Eukaryota; Metazoa; Platyhelminthes; Cestoda; Cyclophyllidea; Taeniidae
Source: the annotation of a GenBank genome assembly
AUGCCUCCAUUGCAGAAAUUCACACCUAAUUAUGCAGCGUUCGAUAAAAAGGUCCUACGUUUCUAUGGCUACUUCAAGGAGAGUGUCACUGAGUCUGCGGACGAACACUAUCGAGUCCGAAACGUUGUAAUAUAUUACCAUCUUGAGGAUGAUACCAUGCAUAUUUACGAACCGAACUUCUUCGAAAGCGAAGGAAUCGAGUUAAAUGAAUCAGAGUCUAUUCCCAACGACCCUUACCUUGAAACUCGGAUCAUGAGUGAGAAGGUGAAAGCAUCCGUCGCAAAGUCUACCUUUGAUGCUCGCCGUCAACACUGCGAAUUAGACCGUCAGGUUCUACGUUUCUUCGCUAUCUGGGAUGAUACAAGGGAGCUUUUUGGAGACCUUAGGAAGUUUUCGAUUCUAUAUUACUUGAGUGAUGACACAAUGGAAGUGCGGGAACAUCACACUGGGAACGAUGGUCGGGACCCCUGCUCUAUUUUGAUUCGCCGACAUCGUUUUCCCAAAAACCGUGAUAACAUACCUGUAACAUUUCCAAUCGUUUGCCUCGAAAUCUCACCGAAUGAGGUUAAAGAAUACUAUAACCCUAAGGACUUACGAAUUGGGGAAUCAAUCGUUAUCUACGGACGCUCAUUCCUUCUUUUCGAUUGUGACAGUUUCACGAAAGCUUGGUACUAUCAAAAUUUUGGUCUGACAGAUUUUAAACCUAUUUGCAUUGAACACAAAAACCCUAUUGAAAGAGAACGCAAACAUUCACAUUACAAUGAACCGGGAACUUUGGAUUGUGAUGCACAUUCUGUUAGUGGUAUACAGUUUAAAGCGAAAUCAAUUUUCGGAAAACAAGAGGAGCAUUCUACAAAAGCGCUGCGCUAUGGUGCCAAACUUGCGAGUGUUAACCCAAACGAUAGCCUUCGCAAAUUCAUUCUCAGUUAUCGUCUGGUUGAUGACACGAUUCACAUUUGGGAGAUUCCAAUUCGGAAUUCAGGCUUCCCUGGUGGUACAUUCCUCAAGCAAACAAAAAUUGCCAAGCCUGGAAGCACUGCAGAGAAGCCAGACUACUAUGGUCCAAGUGAUUUCGCCAUUGGCUCUAUUGUUGACGUUUUUGGUACUCGUUUCCUAAUAACCGAUGCAGACGAAUACGUGGUUAAAUUUAUGGAGGCCCAUCGAGAUCAGUUUCCCGAAAGUCUGAUCGGGAAUCUCUCCUCAAAAGUGGUUUCCGAUAUCAUCACGAAGAGCAAUGUUGACUCCAGGUCCUGCAAGAAAGGUGAUACAGCAGAUCUGCAGCGAGACCUAAGCGAUAUUGAGAGGAUGGUCGACAAUUUGACCGUUCAGUUAAGAAAAUUGGCACUCAGUGACGAAACACGAAUGGACGCGCUUUUCUUGAAGUACAAUAAGGACAGGUUGUGCUUUGUGGAUAUUGAAACUUUGAAAGACAUUUGCAAAAAAUUGCAGCUUCCAGGGGACGAGGACGUUCUCAAUCGCUUCUUGGACAAGUAUGGCACCAACGGUCGAAUGACACUAGACGAGUUUCGAGCCUUCUUCCUCGAAAAACCAAUGCCGGAGUGCUCGGCUGUCAUUUGUGCAAACUCAGCACCCUGCAUCUGA